This is a messenger RNA of Chara braunii, 3306 nucleotides long. NCBI's taxonomy places the organism in Eukaryota, Viridiplantae, Streptophyta, Charophyceae, Charales, Characeae. The record is from the annotation of a GenBank genome assembly.
GAAGGCGAUUGACUAUGGAGGAUGGGUGAAGGCAAUGAAAGUGGAAGGAGUAAAGUGCUUGGCUAUGGUGGAUGGGUGAAGGAGGUGGGAUGGAAGGAGUGAAGGUGCUUGACUAUGGUGGAUGGGUGAAGGAGGUGGAGGUGGACGAAGGUGUGAGUGUGCUUGGCUAUGGUGGAUGGGUGAAGGAGGUGGAGGUGGAAAAAGGUGUGAAGGUGCUUGGCUAUGGUGGAUGGGUGAAGGAGGUGGAGGUGGAAGGAGGUGUGAAGGAGGUGGAGGUGGAAGGAGUGAAGGUGCUUGGCUAUGGUGGGGGGGUGAAGGAGGUGGAGGUGGAAGCUGGUGUGAAGAUGCUUGUCUAUGGCGGAUGGGUGAAGGAGGUGGAGGUCGAAGGUGGAAGUAUGAAGUCCAUGGACUUAAGUUCAGUGUUAAUGAAAUUGAAUACUAGUCCAGAAUUGUAUCAUAUACUGGCGAGAGCAUUGGACGCGGGCGUCAUAGACUCUGAAGAGGCAAACCUUGUUGGCAGAAUGCUGAGGGUGGAUUUUGAAAGGGGUGGAAUACACCUGCCUGAUGAGAAGCGAGCAAAGGUGGAGCAGCUCACAAAUACCAUUACAGCGCUUGGCAUGGAGUUCCAGAAGAACAUUGUUGAGGAGAAGCAGGAGGUCGAUGUUUUCCCAGCGUCGCGGUUGAGGGCGGUGCCAGCACCUGUGAGCGCGAUGUUACGGCCUAUUGUUCGUCUCAGUGAUGGGACUGUGAUGCUUGCCUCUGCCCGUGAAAGAACUUCAGGACUGGGAAAGAAGGGAUCUGACUUUGGCGCACGGAUGUCGCCCGCCGAGUGUGGCCUCCGUGUUUCGACUGACCAAGUUAUUCUCUCCGCCAUACUAAAAUGGGUUCCAGAUGCCCAGGUGCGCAGGGAUAUAUUCAUCGCAGGACACAGCACACCGAAGAAGAACUUGGCUGUCUUGGAAAAUCUUAUUGCUACCCGGCAUGAGCUUGCUGAGCUGCUUGGAUUUCCAUCAUUCGCACACUAUAUGGUGCAGCCCUUGGUGGCCAGGUCGCCGGAUGCGAUAUUGAAGUUUCUUCAUGAGCUCAGCGACAAGCUACGUCCAAAAGCUGAAGAGGAGCUGAAGUUGCUGAUGGAGUGUAAGCAAAGCACAAAGCCCGAGUCUGACAUCCAUGCUUGGGACCGGGCUUUCUACAAUGGUCUGGUGAAGGCACGCACUUACAAUCUUGAUGCCCGGACUGUUGCCGCUUAUUUUUCUCUCCAGGGAUGCCUGUCAGGGUUAUCUCUGUUGACGAAGAGCCUUUUUGGUGUUGAGCUGCGGGAGAUUCAGAUGCCACCAGGAGAAGCAUGGGCACCUGAUAUCAUGAAGCUUGCACUUAGUCAUGAUACAGAGGGUGAUCUUGGCUACAUCUACUUGGACUUGUACCCACGACCUAACAAGUAUCCACAUGCUGCACACUUUACUCUCAGAUGCGGUCGGCGGAUAUCAGAGAGUGAAUAUCAGUUGCCGGUAGUUGCUCUGGUGUGCAACUUCCCUCGGCCUCUUGCAGCAUCACCGUCACUCUUGGGACAUGGUGAGCUGGAGACGCUGUUUCACGAGUUUGGCCACGCUCUGCAUUCUCUCCUGUCACGCACAGAGUUUCAGCACCUCUCUGGGACGCGAGCUGCACUGGAUUUCGUGGAAACACCUUCAAACUUGAUGGAGUACUUUGCCUGGGAUUAUCGGCUCCUGAGUAGAUUCGCAAGACAUUAUUCGACUAACGACGUGAUUCCAGAGGUCAUGGUGAAUGCAAUUCGACAGUCGAAGCUUAUGUCCUCAGCAACUGACAUGCAGACUCAGGCUCAAGAGGAGCAAUGGGCCGCCAUUUUAAAAGAGAGAAAAGAGGAGAAGGAGCUCCUCAAGCAGGCGAAGUUAAAGGCAAUCGCAGAGGAGCAGGGGGCAAAGAAAAAGUUGGAGGAGGAGAUGAUGAGAUUACAGGAGGAAGAGGAAGAGAAAAGGAGAGAUGUCGAAGAAGCAGCAGCAGAGGAGGAGGAAGCAUUGGAAGGACUCCUCAGAAGGCGUACCGGAGAGAGAGGACAGAGCAGUGGCACGAAGGAAGAAGAUUUGUGGAUGGAGAAGAAGAUAUCCGAAUGGGUGGCUAAUUUAUCAUUGGGAGAAGACGAAGAGGUAGUGUUAUAUGUGCCUCGGGAGGAGAAACAAGCAAUAGCCAGGGAGCUGGAAGCUAUGGAGGACCCCCUGGACCGCCAGACGCUGGAGGAUGAAAAGAGAUUGGAGUGGAAGUUGCAUUUGGCAAGGGAGAAGAAGAGAAGGAGGGAGGAGGCCAACCGGAUGGCCAAGGAAGUGGAAAGAAUACAAUCGUGUAAGCAAGAAGUGGGAGCGCAGCAGGAUAUUCCGGCCAAACUAGACAAGAUUUUGAGUUAUCUAGAGAUUUUGGGACAGGGCUGGACUGAGCAAUGUCAAGCUAAUAAGGGCCAAGAGGUGACCCUCCAUUCCAUCCGGACCGGGUUUAGAGAGUUUGCGCGCGACGUGGUGACCCACAUCGGGACCGAAGUUAAGAGACUGAAGGAAGGCGCAGAGAGGUUAUGUGCAGGCGCCAUUGAAGGUGCCAAGGUAGUGGCCACGACAGAGGCCGAAACACGUCCCCGCAAAGAGCCUGUCAAGCUCAAAUUUCCUGACUCGGGAAAGAGGACUAUGAUAAUUGGGAGGCCAGCAUCAACACCGUUCGCGCUAUUAGUGAGAAAGGAGCAGUUAGAGGAGCCGGUCUUUGUAGCUUAUAUAAGGCCUGUCACUGAGCCUAGAGAAGACACACCCAUGGAUCCAACCAUCGCCAAGCUGCUGGAAGAGUUUAAGGACUUAGCAGAGUCGCCGACAGGAGUAGUACCGCGGCCGAUCCAGCACCGGAUAGACAUAGAGCCUGGCAGUAGAACUCCUAAGGGAGCAGUCUACAGGAUGUCCCCAAGGGAGUUAGAGGAGCUGCGAAAGCAGUUAGACGAGCUGCUAGAAAAAGGUUGGAUUAGGCCCAGUUCGUCUCCUUUUGGAGCACCGUUAUUAUUUGUCCCCAAAAAGGAGGGAGAGUUACGCAUGUGUAUAGGUUAUAGGGGUCUAAAUGCGAUCACAGUAAAGAAUGUUGAACCGCUACCUAGGAUAAAUGAUCUUUUAGAUCGGGUGCAGAGUUAUAAGUAUUUCUCGAAGAUAAGACUUAAAGUCCGCAUAUCAUCAGAUAGAGGUUCAUCCUGAUGACCAGUACUAGACUGCCUUCCAGACGAGAUAUGGGCAUUAUGAGUUUAUAGUGAUGCCCUUUGGACUG